Messenger RNA from Lampris incognitus (smalleye Pacific opah), 1783 nucleotides. RefSeq names its product myeloid-associated differentiation marker-like. The record is from RefSeq and is a predicted model, not a curated record. Bases 403 to 1254 code for a protein of 283 amino acids. Lineage: Eukaryota; Metazoa; Chordata; Actinopteri; Lampriformes; Lampridae. The transcript has a single exon. Gene Ontology annotation, cellular component: membrane.
CACUGCACGUGACAGCCCACAGAGGCGUCCUGGACGGUCCCUCUGAGUAAACGCCGCCACCGUAACAGUUGCACUUACAGAGAACACAGCUGUUCGGGACAGUUGUGGUUGAAUUCGGAUUGAAAAGGACGAGCUCGGUUCAGUGUCUGGGCUGGGACAUGAUCACGAAGAGACGCGAGGGAGAGGGUCGGAGGCAGGAAGAGGACACGGCCGGCCGAGGAGGAUGACGCGGCAGAUCUACUCCAGGGGAGGAACUGAGUGGACUAUUUCGUUAGGACUUGGAAAAAGGGAAGACCAAAUACACUGAAAGAGACUGAGAGAAGAAGUGCUCAAGGGACGCUAAAAGAAAGAUUUCCUGAAUUCAGACGGACCGAUUUUGUGCGACGCCAACACAAUUCACCCAUGAUGGAUGUGCAGGUGCGGUCGCUCACCCAGCCCGUGGGCAUUGUGCGCAUGGUUGCCGUCGUCUUCGCUUGUCUGUCUUUCAGCUUGGUGGCAUCAGUGGGACAUCAGCUGCCCUCCUACUGGGCCUGGUGCAUGUUCACCUGGUGCUUCUGCUGUUUUUUCACCCUUCUCAUCCUCAUUCUGGAGUGCACCUCACUCAGCACCAAGGUGCCUUUCUCUUGGGAUGACUUCACCAUCGCCUUCGCCAUGUUGGCCACCCUCAUGUGCCUGGCCGCCUCGGUCAUCUAUCCCACCUUUUUCACCUGUAAGACCUGCUACCGCCAGAUCAGUGCCGCCGUACUGUCCUGGCUCUGUCUUGGCGCGUAUGCUGGCGAAGUGGCCUUGACUCGCCUCCGUCCGAGUGGGCAGAUCAGUGGCUUCCUCUCCACAGUACCCGGUCUCCUAAAGAUGCUGGAGGCUUUUGUGGCCUGCAUUAUCUUCACCUCGCUAAACCCAGGGAGGUACUCCAAGUUCCCGGGCCUCCAGUGGUGCGUGGCCAUUUACUCCCUUUGCUUCAUCUUUGCCAUCCUCAUCAUCAUCGUCACCACCGGAAAGCUGGUUUCAUUUUUCCCCAUCCCCUUUGACAAGCUGGUGACUGUCUAUAACAUUGUGGCAGCCAUGAUGUACUUGACAGCCAUGGUGAUCUGGCCGCUCUACAGCUUCCAGAGCAACAGCAGACCCCCUGACUGUGGCCAACCCUGUGCCUGGGAUAACCUGGUGGUGGUCACUAUAAUGUCUAUUGUCAACUUUAUUGUCUACACAGCGGACUCCGUCUACUCUGUAUUUGUGGUAUUCUUCACCCAGCAGUAAGUUUUCUUGUUAUAGCCUCUGAAAUGGACAGGAACCAAGAACAAAAUAUGUGUCGGACUCGAAACGUGGUGGCUAGACACAAAUAAGAACAUCAAAUUGUGUUUUUCUGACUAAUUCAAAACCAUUUGCAAAGCCACCUGCAUUUUCAACUGCACCUGUAGCUACUGAACUAAUAAUAUACAGUGAACUUGAAUAUAGUCUUACUCAACCGAUGCAAAUUCUGUUUACAUUUAAGAUAUUUUUGCGGUGCCUUCCAGUGUAGUAUGUUAAGUCUUGUCACAAAAAAGAAUGAAAAUUAUGGAAUCGUGGGGUCUGAAGACAGUGUGCUGAAGAAAUUGUUUAAUGAUUAAUAAUGUCACCUUUGCAGUUAAAAAAAUGGGAAGAUGGGACUUUGAAUCCUGAUACACAAAGCUGUUAAAGUUUCAUAGGCUAUGAUACUGAGCCUUCACGUUGGUGUUUAAUAUAGUUUUAUCUGUAUGUUUUAUCUCUAUGUGACUGCUGGAAUGAAUAAAGGCAGACAGUGGCGGGA